Messenger RNA from Plasmodium coatneyi, 1054 nucleotides. RefSeq lists its product as uncharacterized. The coding region runs from base 284 to 1054 and encodes 256 amino acids. NCBI's taxonomy places the organism in Eukaryota, Apicomplexa, Aconoidasida, Haemosporida, Plasmodiidae. The record is from RefSeq and is a predicted model, not a curated record. The transcript is spliced from 4 exons.
AAACAUUCGAACCAAUGUUAUUUGAAUAAACACCCUGUCUUGUUGAUGUAAUGCAUCCAAAAAAAAAAGUAAUUAAAAAGAAUUUUCCUUUUUUUUUGUUUCCCCUUUUGCAUUUACUGCCUUAUCGCAGCAGGUGUCCAAUCGUGCCUCGGAUUAGACUUCCCUGGAUUCGGCUUAAAAGGGGUGAUCCUGUCAUAUGUGUGUGCCCCUUCGCUUACACAUGUACCCAGACAGAUACGCAGAUCCCCUUAUUCUCACAUCUUAACUUGAAAAAUGAAACAAAAUGGAGCGCUCUAACGUGAAGGCCCCGCCCCCUGAAAAGAAUAAAGUUCCCUCCGAGGAUUUGAAAAAGAAAGACGCAGGGAAAAAUGUGUUUGAAACCCUGCACAAUUUGUUCCUAGAAGAAAAGGAGAGUAACAAACGGAAGCAUGAAGAUUUGUCUGAACAUAUAGACAAAAUGAAGGCAUAUUUUGAUGAAAAAAUAAACUCCCUUAAGGAUAACACGCAUGAAAAUCUAGAGGAGCUAAAAUAUUAUCUGGACCAGUUAAACAGAAACAAUAAAGAUAAAGCAACGGACAACAACACCUUCAUGGACGAAUUCGAAGUUGUAAAAAAUGAUGUGAACAAAUUGAAGAAGGAGAAGGAGGAAAAUAUAAAUCUGAUCAAAACGAGCAUGCGGACUUACUUCGACAAAAUAAAGGGGAUGCUAAGCGUAAUGAACACAAACAUAGAAAGUCUUAAGGAGGAACUAUCGACUUAUAAGGAAAACAAUCAAAUAGACAGUAAAAAAAAAAACAUUGAAAUUUUGCAGCUGAUAAACGAAGAAAACGAGGCACUGAAUAAAAAGAUGGAGGAGUCGCUCAACUCGCUAAGCAGCGACAUGCGGGAAGCCAAAGAGCAGAUCAUCAACUUUAAGGAGCACAUGGAAAACCAAGUGAAGGACAUAAAAAACGAGACAGAUACGAAUAAAAGGGAAAUGGACGAAAAGACUAACGAACUGACUACCAAUCAGAAGAAACUGCUGAGCGAUUUUUAUCCUUCCGAAAUGGGAUAG